AUGGACGCGGACGAAGAUAUUGGGGGUACGCCUCCCUACAUGCCGCCGGAAUAUGCUGGUGGGCGCCUGAGAGGCCAUCUCGGGGACGUAUGGGCAGCGGGGGUCACGCUGCUAAUUGUGCUCAGGAAGCUAAAGCAGCCUGUGCGGGCGGAUUACUUUGACCUAGAAGAUGUUCACAACGAAGGCAGCGAACACCGCUCUAUAAUGAACAAUUGGCUAGAAAGGGUGGCGCAGGCAAAAGCGACACUGGACCUGAAUGAAGAUAGUAUCGAGUCUUUGGUGGAAAAGAUGCUGCAUGAGGAUCGGAGCAAACGCAUCUCAGCCGAGGAAGUGCAAAAGCGCUUGCUAUUACCUGAUAACAAGUGA
Messenger RNA from Beauveria bassiana ARSEF 2860, 366 nucleotides. Its product is annotated as MAP kinase kinase skh1/pek1. The record is from RefSeq and is a predicted model, not a curated record. The transcript has a single exon. Bases 1 to 366 code for a protein of 121 amino acids. Gene Ontology annotation, biological process: protein phosphorylation. Gene Ontology annotation, molecular function: protein kinase activity; ATP binding. NCBI's taxonomy places the organism in Eukaryota, Fungi, Ascomycota, Sordariomycetes, Hypocreales, Cordycipitaceae.